Messenger RNA from Caenorhabditis remanei, 1647 nucleotides. RefSeq lists its product as uncharacterized. NCBI's taxonomy places the organism in Eukaryota, Metazoa, Nematoda, Chromadorea, Rhabditida, Rhabditidae. The record is from RefSeq and is a predicted model, not a curated record. The transcript has 9 exons. The coding region runs from base 1 to 1647 and encodes 548 amino acids.
AUGGUGCUACUGCUGCGACUGACGUUUGUCUGGUCGUUUAUACACUUUUCUCAUUCUUGUCUACCGAACCCUUUCUUUGGUUAUAGUCCGGGAUAUGGUGGGUACUAUGCCCCACAGGUUCCUUUUAACAAUUUCGGUGGAUUCCCAAGAGUUGGACCAUUUAGAGCUGAACCUCAAAGAGGUCCUGCGGCUGCUGGUAGCGCUGCAGCUGUUGUUUCUCAAAACCCUGUGCAACCAAGAUUUGCUAUGCAGCAAGAUGAGAUCCGCUCAGUGUCAUCUUUGAAUUGUGUUUCUUUUGCUGAUAAGUGUCGUUGGUCCAACACUCAAGAAGAGGAGCUUGAUUGGACCACUUUAACAGAAUCACCACAAGCAGCUGCUUUUCUACCUACAUUAGAUGUCCAAAAUCUCCCAGGCCAAUCUGCUGGAUCUCUAACAUCUCCGGCGAGAAAUGGAUGGGAAAGUGGACAACUCAUUUCCGAUGCGUUGCCUUGUAUGACAUCUGGGCUGAAAGUGACAGCCACUGCAUGGAGAAGUAAAGUGGGACCAACAAGUGAACAACCAAAAUUGCAGGUUUGUGCCCGUAAUUCUAACGAAGAGAAGUUUCCACUCAUUAAUUGCAAUGAGUUUGAGAUCAGAAAUGGUGUUCCCAUGUCUGCAGAUAUUCCAACUCCCAACGACCCUAACCUUCCAACACAGAUUGUGUUCUCUGGAAAUAAUUUUAUUGCGAAAGAAGGAGGAGCUUUGUUUAUUCAAGACAUUGUGAUAGAGGGAUCACUUAAGUGCAACGGAGAGUCUUUGGAUAGUCAUCCCACACUGAUUUCAAAUCCACCAUCUAGAUCCACCAAUGAUAACGAUAAACGAAGUUUUGCUGAGUCGGUUGGAUCAUUGAAGGGCAUCGAAGGAAUUCCCGGUCUUGAAGCAAUUGAUGCAAGUUUCCCUGCUAACCUUGAUGAACAACGAAUUGCAAUUGCCAAUCUGCAGAGAUCACUUCAAAGUAACAGUGUAGUGGAGCAACAACCAAAACCAGCUGCUGAUAUCCAAUCGGUGAUCUCAGCGGUCCCCCAACCAGCAGCAGCGCAACCCGCACCACAAGCCCCUCUGACGUCAGCUGAAUCGUUAUCAUCUGUCCCAUCACUCUUUGAAAGUUGCUUGGCGUUGUCUUGUAAUCCAUCUGAUUUGAGUUGCAAGUUCUGGAGAUCAUCCGGUAAUAACCGUUGGGAAAUUGGAACAUCAGGACGGGUGGCAAAUCCUCUUACCGGAAUCAACCUGCCACCAGGAACAGCUCAAAAGUUUUUGGUGGCACCAUUCUUCGACUCUCAUAUCAGUAGUUACACAUUGGUCUCCGAAGCAUUGAACGUUCCACUCUUGGAAGAAGUGUAUUUCUGUUUUUAUGAAUACUAUGCCACUGAGGGUCUCUCAAUUGCGGUCUGCACUGACAAAAUGGAUUGUUUCUACAAGAAAUCUGGACUAACUAUGGGAGACAGUUUAAGAGAAAACAAAAAGUGGAAUGUCAGAUGUUCAAAACUUCCACCAGGAACUUAUGAGCUCCGCGUCAUUGCUGAAAACGCUGGCGAAAACAAGGGAGAAGUUGGUUUCCUACCAAUUCGCUUGGCUCGAGACGCUAAAGGACAACAACUCAUCUGCUAA